AUGGUGUGCUGCGAGCUGAUAGCAAAAUGCUUCCCAGAAGCUACUUUUACAACGGUGAUUGUGUCUGUCGGAACCAGGAUGGGGCCUCACAAGGACAAGUUUAACGAGAGCCAGACAUACAACUUUGUUGUACCGGUAAGCGAGAGGGCGGGCGAAGCUAUGAUCUGGACAGAAGAGGAACAGUGUGCGAGUGAGGGUGGCAAGGCCGCCGGGAUAGAGAAAGAGGUGCUUCCGGGAAAAUGGAUAUGGGGAAGGACUCGGAAGGUGGAUAGUGGGCUAAAGUUCAAUCCAAGAGUUUGGCAUGCUACCGAAGAUGCCUUGGCGCCGGAGGAUAGAGUGAUAGCGGUGGGAUAUACCCUGGCAGCGGGUAAAAAGGCAUCUGUGGACGACAAGUGGAAGUUGAUGAGGCUGGGCUUCAGAUUGGAUGAGCACUUUGCGACAUUAGCGGAUGGCUUAUGCCAGGCAGCGUGUGCAGACGAUGGUGGGGAAGGGGAAGAAUAUGUAGAUCACGACGCCGAGGAAGAGCAAGCGUAUGCCAUGGCAUCCAAGGCGAAGUUCGACACUCCGGCGUCACCCGGAUUGUUCCUAGGUUACGCGCUCCAACCAGGGGGUGUUCCGAGCGGAGACUAUAUAGUGGUUGAGCUGGCGCACCUGUAUCACGGAUGGACGGUACCGUCGAUACACCGCGUGAAGAGGAUAGUACUUGACGAGGAGAUGCCCAACUACUUCCCGAUGCAAGCUGUGGCUGAUAGGAAGUCGAGAAUCAUGACAGCGACUCGAGCUGAUGCCCUGGCCAGAUUGGAACUGGAGAGAGAGGGGCAGCAAGGAGAGGAGACGGAGGAAAUCUUCGCAGAGGAGAGAAGGGUACGAGCCGAUGUGAUGAGACAAAUUAAGUGCGACGAUCAGCAUCUUCAAAACGGGGAUUUCUGGGAACAUGAUGAGAUAGACCAUUCGUGGACGCUUCAUCACAUCUUACCCCGAAAGGAGCUGUGUACCCCAGGCGAGGAGGUCAAAGGUACAGGUGGCCCCGGGGAUAGAGAGCUGGGUCCAAGGAGGCGAACGUGGAUAGUGUACGCCGAUGGUACAUCGGAGGUGCUGGAUGAGGAUAGAAUGAAGGGCAAGAAGAAGAUCACCAAGAAAUGGACGGGGUGCACUACGUUCUGGGAAAAGGGGGAGCCUGAGGGAGAGAUAGAUGAUGAAGCCAAGGAGCGGGCGCGGGGAGAGAAGGCGACGGGUAUACGGGGGGUGGGUUUAGACUACGAACAAGACAUGCCCAGAAUAGAGCGGCCGUACGCGAGAUCUCACAAACCCAACUCCAUUUCGUCAGCAGAGUGGAAUAGGAUGAGCCCGGGACAGCGACUACGUUAUAUCGAGGGAGACAAAGAGAGGAUCAUCAGAGGAGAGAGGCCCCCUUCGGCCGUUCGAGGGCAAGAGGAAAUAGGACCGCGUCCCGCAGAAAUUGGAGCUCGAGAAUGGAUGGAGAAAAUCACCGACCAUGGCCAGGAAUUCUCACCGCCGGAGUACCGAUGGGAUCCCCCACCGGGAAUGCCUGAGGGUGGCCGAGUAUGGGCAGUAAGAAACAAUCGCGCCACAUCCUACCGAUUCUAUGGCGGAAGGGACAAAAGACGGCUUGAGCUCUGGUGGAGGGUCACUCGGAGCGCUAAUACUGGAGAGGUCUUAGAAUCCAUUGAGUACGACUCUUGUAUACAGGCAGAGAUGAUGCGCAAUAGAGGGAGAUACCGAUUCGUUGUGCCCAGGGACAUCAUCACGGAGUUCUGGUACAUCCCCGACGGAGGAGAAGACCGACGAAUCAGGGAUAGAGGAGAAUCAGCAGAACCUGCUGCACCGGCGUCCAGGAUGGGGGAUACUGAGGAGGUUACGAAAACCAUCAACCAAUUGUGCAGCACAGCUGGAAUAGCGCGAACGCCGUCCGACAACAUCGUUGGGGAAAUGAUGAGGGAGUUGGGCGAACAGCCUAAAGUGCAGAUCAUGGGGGUCGGAAUAGAAGAGAUCGGGGGUAACGGAGGUGAGAACGUAUCUUGGAUAUCGGGGGAAGGAUGUGUGAUAGGAGAGGGUGUGACAGAUGUGGUCAUUGCUAUCGAUGCGUCUAGCAACGGCAUGAGAAUAGAAGUUGAUCGGAAGGCAUCCGGGUGGAGACGUGAGGAAGGCCUAGAUAGUACGCGAGAGGCUCGAGAAAGAGUAUUUGGCAAUGUAGAAAAGGUUAUCACAGACGCCAACAGCAGAGGAAUAGUGGCUACGACCAUCUGGAUAGGCGGUAAAAGUCGACUGGCUGACGAGACCAUUGUUCGGAUGGCGCUUGCCUGGGACAUGUGGAUAGUGCGGAGUGAUGGAUGCAUGCUGGGCAUGCAUGACGGGGUAGACGCGUCGUGUUACAUAGGAGUCGUCACACCAUGUAUGAUGAAUGCGAUCGCGGCGGACAUGUUAGCAUGCGAUCAUAUGCCAAGGGAUCAUGAGUUAAUGUCGCGCAUGGUGAGGACAUCGGACACGAAGACGGACGUACAGCGAGAGCAGGAGUGUAAAGCGAUACGCGAAAUGAUCAAGGUGAUAAAGGACGCGAUAGACAUCUGCGGCGAGGAAGAGGAUGACUCGGUGUCGAUGGCGUGUGAAGAACACGAGGGAGAGUAUAUCGGAUAUGGCAGUGGCAUGGUGACACUUGACGUAGACUCCUUGGCGAACUAUGCUGCUGCGGCGGCCGAGGAUGGGGCACCAUACAUCAGUCGUGCGGAGACCAGAUGGAAAAGAUGCAUAGUUAUGAACAAUCCUGGCCGAGAGGCAAUGGGGGAGAUCUUCGGACCCCGAGCGAAACACAUACAAGACCUGCGCGUGAUCCUGGUCGACGGCGACGACAUAGGCAAGGUUAUGAUGAUGAAGCCAAACAGUCGCCGCAUCAGACAUAGUACCGGAGGGGCCGCAGUAGCUUACCCUGGAGAAGAGCUCGAGGUGGGAGACAUGAACGGCGACGGAUGGAUGAUAGUGCUGAUCGGGGAGAGGGAGAACAGCGACACAGAUCGACGCCACGACCAAGAUAGAGAGGAAAGCUCCGGAUUCGACGACCAGAGCGAUGUGUUUGACUCGGAAGGAUGGACGCUGUCAGACUUGGAAGAGGAACGGGAACCGGUGGAUGAGGCAUUCUUCAGGGCCAGACACGCCGAAACCAUUAACCUCGAAACUAUGGAGAAGGGCGAAUGCAACAUAGUCAUGUGGGAGGCAGAGAGAAACGCACUAGUCCUCGAACUAAAGGACGACGUCCAUGUUCCACUGAUAGGAUACACCUGGGUUCGUACUGGGAUAGCGUAUCCGGAAGAUCCUGGCACCAGUGUAAGAGUGUCUGCGCUCGGGCAGCUUGUGGCAGAGACCAUGUGCGACGUCAUAGGAUACGAGGUAUCACCUGAGCGAGAGAUCCUGGUGGCUAUACAGAAUAGAAAUAGCUUUCCCAUCACGUUUGGAGGAGGAGGGGGGCCAAUCAUGAGAAUGGAAUUCGCUAAGGGAGUAUGUCUACGGCCGAGGAUGCGCGGGUGCAUGAUGCCUGAGAACGUGAAGGAAGUGAGACAUCGUAGGGCACAUCGGGAGAGCAAGAAAGCAAUCUGGGCAAGAGAGGCCCGUGCGAGGGAAAGGGACAGGGAUAGUGUGGAUCAUGGGCUGAGAGCAAGGAGGAAUAGAGAUGAGGAUAGGCGGCGAAUCGGCAUCAAGCAUGUCUCGAAUAGGACAUACAAGUGCCGAGAAUGUCGACGACUGUUGGAGGGAAAAGCCAAGGUACCUAGCUUGAUCCUCACGUCGAUGACGCUUUGCUUCGCAUGCUUCAUGAACAAGCAUACUACCCCCUUUGAUAAUUUGAUCCGGCAGGGUUAUCAGACUGAAGACGAGGAGUAUGGAGAUGGAAUAGUCGCAGUCCCUGCUAUACAGGUGGAUGCAGAUCAAGAGGAUAGUUGGGAAGAGGUUGCGGAAAAUGAAAUGUGUGAUAACAUCGACGAGACAGUGGGAGAGUGUGAGCCACUGAUGGCCACAAUCAUAGAGGACGAAGAGGAGGACAUCGAGGAAGUUUUCGGACUUGUCGCUAGACCCGUGACGAAGGCUGAGAGGGCGAUCAACCCCAAGGCUCGGGCAGCGCUUGAUAAAGAAUGGAAAAAGCUGAUGGAUCAAGUGGUCUGGAUAAUGGAGGAGGUGCGUUCGUGGAAGGACGUUCAACGGGAGGCAAUGGAUAGAGGGGAAAUAGCUCAUGUAGGUCGUAUCUUUGACAUCUGUGUGGAAAAGAACUGGGAGCUUGCUGAAGACGAUCCUCUUAGAAAGUAUAAGGGGAGAGUUGUGUUUGAGGGAUGUCAUGUCAAAGACCAGGAGGGAAAGUGGGCCAUCUUUCAGGAAAUCACAUCAUGUCCCGCGACACUUGAGGCAGGCAAGAUGGCGGAUGCCUAUGGGAUGCUGCCAGGACAUGACAUCGAGAUGUCGGACGGUGAGUCGGCAUACACGCAGGCGCUGUUGGGGGGGCCUAAAACAUGGAUACGGAUCCCGAGGGAUAGGUGGCCAGAUGAAUGGGAGGGCAUAGACGACCCCGUGGUGCCACUGAGACUAGCUUUAUACGGGCAUCCGGAUGCCGGGGGGUUCUGGGAAAAGCACUGCGAAAAGGCCGUGACUGAGGUCGGCUUCGAAUUCCUCUCAGAUUGGCCUAGUGUGUUCUUCCAUAAGGAGCUGAAGCUGAUGCUGGUGAUCUACGUCGACGACUUCAAGCUUGCGGGGCCCAAAGAGAACUUAGCGAUAGGAUGGGAGAAGCUGGCGAAGAGAAUCAAGCUCGAAGAGCCACGAAGUAUGGGCAGAUACUUAGGAUGCUUGCACACGGCUAGCGCGAUACCUUUUCGGUCGCCGUUUGAGCCGAGACACGAGUGGACGAAGAUCAUCGAGCCCAAGAAAGAACCGCCUAAUUUCGUGGGGAAGGCCGAGGCGAAGGAAGAUAGUCCAGAUGAGAUCAGGAUCCUUCGAUAUGAUGUUACCGAUUUCAUGAAGCAGUGUGUGGAUAGAUAUCAAGAGUUGUGCUCGACGGCAUAUCCUAAGCCACUGGAUAAAGCUAAGACCCCAUAUCUCGACGAGAGCCGCCCAGAGUUCGACGAGAACCCAGUAGACGACAAGGUGAACGAAAUUAUGGGGAUAGCCAAGUACGAGCUGCCGGAUGAGGGGCCGGGAGUGUUGAAAGAGCACGCCCCUGCGGUACUCAUGAAGAUCUUGUAUGGGGCCAGAGUCGGAAGGUAUGACCUACUGCGACCAGUACAGGUUCUGGCGUCGAGGCUGACGACCUGGACACAUCUCUGUGACAAGAGAAUGCAUAGACUGAUCUCAUACAUCAACGAGACGACCACAACGAGCCUCUACGGAUGGGUCGGGGAUAGGAUAGGAGACAUCCGUCUUGUACUAUACUGCGACGCCGAUCUUGCCAGCGACAAGAACGACCAUAGUCGAUGA
Symbiodinium natans is the source of this 5469-nucleotide messenger RNA. NCBI's taxonomy places the organism in Eukaryota, Dinophyceae, Suessiales, Symbiodiniaceae. The record is from the annotation of a GenBank genome assembly.